AACAACCACAAGAAAACCACAAAACCAAGAUGGCGGUGCAAGAGACAGCAUCUCAACUGUCCAUGGCUCUCAAAGUCCAAGAAUAUCCCACCCUGAAGGUCCCCUACGAGACUCUGAACAAACGUUUCAGGGCGGCUCAGAAGAACAUUGACCGGGAGACAAGUCACGUGACGAUGGUUGUUGCAGAGCUGGAGAAGACGCUGAGCAGCUUCCCAGUGGUCGACUCUGUGGUGUCACUGCUGGAUGGUGUGGUGGAGAAGCUCAGCGCCCUGAAGAGGAAGGCUGCCGAGUCCAUCCAAGCAGAAGACGAGAGCGCCAAGCUGUGCAAGCGCCGCAUCGAGCACUUAAAGGAGCACAGCAGCGACCAGCCGGCCUCAGUCAACCUGUGGAAGAAGAAACGCAUGGACCGCAUGAUGGUGGAGCAUCUGCUGCGCUGCGGCUACUACAACACAGCUGUUAAACUGGCCAGACAGAGCGGUAUAGAGGAUCUGGUCAACAUCGAGAUGUUCCUCACAGCUAAGGAGGUGGAGGAGUCUCUGGAGAGGCAGGAGACGGCCACUUGCCUAGCCUGGUGCCAUGACAAUAAAUCCCGGCUCCGCAAGAUGAAGAGUUGUCUUGAGUUCAGUCUGAGAAUCCAGGAGUUCAUUGAGCUCAUUAGACAAAACAAACGCAUGGAUGCAGUCAGACAUGCAAGGAAGCACUUCAGCCAAGCAGAAGGUGGACAGUUGGAUGAGGUUCGGCAGGUCAUGGGCAUGCUGGCCUUCCCAUCAGAUACACAUAUCUCUCCAUACAAGGAUCUUUUGGAUCCAGCCCGCUGGAAGAUGCUGAUCCAGCAGUUCCGAUAUGACAACUACAGACUGCACCAGCUGGGAAACAACUCUGUCUUCACUAUCACCCUACAGGCUGGUCUGUCUGCCAUCAAGACACCUCAGUGCUACAAGGAAGAUGGUACCUCGAAGAACCCAGACUGCCCUGUGUGCAGUAAAUCUCUCAACAAGUUGGCUCAACCACUACCCAUGGCCCACUGUGCUAACUCCAGACUAGUCUGUAAGAUCUCUGGGGAGGUCAUGAAUGAAAACAACCCUCCAAUGAUGCUUCCUAAUGGCUACGUCUACGGCUACAAUUCGCUUCUGUCCAUCCGCCAAGAUGACAAAGUGGUUUGUCCCAGAACCAAAGAAGUCUUCAACUUCUCUCAGGCUGAGAAGGUCUAUAUCAUGUGAUCACUCAGGUUGACCCGUCUGAGAAUUAACAUGAUAGUGUAAGGCCCGUCAUUCAUCACCUGUGACCUGGCCUACUCGGAGAGCCACCCGUGGAGCUGUGAUCCAGUACCCCCACCGCCCCCGAGACACACCCGAUAUUUCCCACAACACCCCAGCCCCCCGCCCCAUUCAUGAUCAGCUCAAGAUUGCCAGUUCCCUUCCCCCUCCCAUUCUAUCACACAGAAACUGGACUCCUUUCAGACUGUUUUAGAUGUGGCUAGAUAACAAGAAGUUGUGUGAUCUGAUCCAUUCAAGCACAUGGACUAUCAACAUUGUCAUUAUUUUACAGGCCCUCACUCUGAUGGUUAGAGACUACAGGAAGGGACUGAGGGGGGUGAAAAACUGCUAGGUAGAUACUUGAUUUUACUACAACAAAUAAAAACUUGUUGAGGUUA
Molecule: messenger RNA, 1654 nt
Organism: Chelmon rostratus (copperband butterflyfish)
Lineage: Eukaryota; Metazoa; Chordata; Actinopteri; Chaetodontiformes; Chaetodontidae
Gene: maea
Product: macrophage erythroblast attacher, E3 ubiquitin ligase
Exons: 9
Coding region: 30-1220 (396 amino acids)
Biological process (GO): proteasome-mediated ubiquitin-dependent protein catabolic process
Cellular component (GO): GID complex; nucleus; cytoplasm
Molecular function (GO): ubiquitin protein ligase activity; protein binding
Source: RefSeq, a predicted model, not a curated record